Messenger RNA from Eimeria tenella, 741 nucleotides. RefSeq lists its product as uncharacterized. Lineage: Eukaryota; Apicomplexa; Conoidasida; Eucoccidiorida; Eimeriidae. The record is from RefSeq and is a predicted model, not a curated record. The transcript has 2 exons. The annotation marks the transcript as partial.
GUUAGAGAAGAAGUGGCCAGGCUAGUGGUCACUUCUGUGAUGGGCUGCGACAGGGAAGAGCUGCUGCAGCAGGAGACCGAUGGUCUCCUCAGUACGGGGCGCUACGAGUCUGCUGCAGCAGCAGCAGCUGCUGCUGCUGCUGCUGCAGGCCAGUGCGGCUGCAGCUGCGACCCCACAGCUCACGCGCAGCAGCUCCGCGUGUACCUGCAGCAGCAGGCACGAGCGGCGCUGGCGCCCCUAGCAGCAGGAGAGUCCUCCGCUGCUGCAGACCGCGAGGCGGGCAAGAGCCGGUGCCCGUUUUUGUGUCAGUCUUUGACGCUGCUGAACUGCCUGACAGCUUUAGCAGCACAAAGAGAUUCGAAGACUUUGAGUUCUUUGGGAGCUGCUGGGAGUGGCUCUUUCGCGGUGUACAGACACCUCGCGGCCCCGCAGCAGCAGCAGCAGCAACAGCAGCAGCAGCAGCGGGAGGGGGUGCUGCUCGCCCUGGUGCUUGCUGCCAGCAAACACCCCGACUGCGACAUCAGCAGCCACGCGGUGCAUGCAGCGCACUUCUGCUGCCUCGCCACGCAGCAGCGCCAGCUGCUCUCCGACGUGCUGCAGCUGUGGCAGCAGCAGCAGCAGCAGGAGCAGCAGGAGGGCAAGAGCCUCCUGCAGCAGCAAAGGGACUUCGUCGCAGCACUUGUCUCCUACAUGAGGCACCCCUCGUGGAAGGUCAGGGCCCUCGUCCCUGCGCUGCUAGAG